This is a messenger RNA of Lactuca sativa (garden lettuce), 1587 nucleotides long. Its product is annotated as protein ROOT INITIATION DEFECTIVE 3. Gene Ontology annotation, cellular component: nuclear pre-replicative complex; rixosome complex. NCBI's taxonomy places the organism in Eukaryota, Viridiplantae, Streptophyta, Magnoliopsida, Asterales, Asteraceae. Gene Ontology annotation, biological process: rRNA processing; DNA-templated DNA replication. Gene Ontology annotation, molecular function: protein binding. The record is from RefSeq and is a predicted model, not a curated record.
AAAAAGUAGAAAAUCAAAAGGACGAAAAGGUGAAAAGCUUUGAAUUUGGUUACGAUUUACGAUGAUGUCGUUGUCGAUUACUUAUAAAUCGCGUUUGCUAGUCCAUCAUCGACGCUGUGAUUCUGUGUAAAUGUUAUCGCCACCACCAUUGCCGGAAACUGCCCUCACAGCCUCUCCUGAAGGUACGUUCACCGCCUACGAUCCAUACACUGGAAAUGUUGUCGGUCGCUUCAAUGACCACCGGUGUCCUCGUAACGGCAUCUGCAUUCUCGGAAACGACCUAUUCGCCGCCUCUCAUGUCUCGCCGGAGGCUCGGGCAGGCUAUGUCCGAAUCUAUUACUGGUGGUCAACAUCUUGUACACAGAGUGUUCCUCUUCCAGAACCUGUAGCUCCGCUUGUUGCUUCCGUCGACGGAUCGUUUGUAUUUUCCGGCGGAAUUUCAGGUCAGAUCCAUUCGGUAUCCAUACAUUCAGGAGAUGUAAUUAGAUCAUUUCCGGUUCAUGAGAAGCCUGUAUCUUGCCUUGCGAUCAAUAGUGAUGGAUCAUUGAUUCUCUCAGGAAGUGAUGAUGGAACACUUGCUGUUCUUCCGAUUUUCCUGCUUCUAGAUGCUUCGUUUAAUACAGAAUCGAGAUAUUCCAAUUUCACUAGAUUCACCGGACACGAGUCACCGGUGACGGGAUUAACCACCGGCGUUGGAAGAUCCGGUGGAAUUAUGAUCUCUAGUUCUUUGGACUGUACGUGUAAGGUGUGGAGCCUCGUGAACGGGAUCCAUCUACAAACGGUGAGAUUCCCCAACGAGGUGUGGUGCAUGGUGUUGGAUCCGUCGGAGACGGAGUUGUUCGCUGCCGGAGUAGAUGGAAUGAUAUAUAAAAGAAGGCUUAAAGUAGAGACGAGAAAAAAGGUUGCAGAAAGUGGAAAGACGGUGGUGUGGGGAGGGAUGCACGGCGGAGGAGUGGUUGCGAUGGAAAUGCUGAGCUACGGGAGGAUUCUUUUAACGGUUUCUGAAAAUGGUGAAAUUUGUGUAUGGGAGGUGGAGAGUGGUAAGAUGAUACGUGGAUUCGGUGAGAAGAUUGGAGGAGUUAGUGGAGUUGUGGUGGCGAAAGGUGGUGGUGGUUUUGGAAAGAGAUGGGUUGGAAGUGGGGAAUGCGGUGGUUAUGGCGGAGGGAAGGAGUUGGGUAAGGCGGUGAAGGAGGUGGCGGAAAUAGAGAAAGUGUUGAAAGGGGCGGUGGAUGACCGGAGCAGGGCGAUUAGUAAACUUGAGUCAGCAAUUGAGAUUAACGACAAGAUGCUGAAACUCAUGCUCCGGGAGGCCAAAGCAAUUGCCAAAUAUAACGACUCCAAUAAUAAUUAGAAUUUGUAUCCAUUAUUUUAAUGAAUUUAUAAUGGAUUAAAUAGGAGUAUACUUUUGGGUUAUAUGAUGUUAUAUGCCAUGAUUAGACAUAAGUUCAUCUCCAAUACAUUGAACUUAUAUGAGUUCAAUGUAUUCACACAUAUACAUUCUAUCAAAGUUUUAAAAUCGAUUUUUUAGUUGAACCGGUAUUGUUACCGGUUUAAUCGGUUCGAUCGCCGAGUGAAUCGGUUUCUAUA